UAAAAGGUGCAAAAAAAAGUCUUUUUCUUGCAAAAAGAAAAGAUAUUGCUUUUCUUUCUUUUGGAAAAGAAAAGGUGCCACUUUCCUUUUUCUUAGGAAAGAAAAAGAUAUCCAUUAUAUCUUUACUCUUUACUUUUGAAAUAAAAGAUACCACUUUAUCGUUACUUAGGAAAGGAACGGGAAAGUGCCACCCCUAUUCCUGUCUCGAGUUAUAAAUGUUUUAAAAAAUGAACGGGAAAGUGUCACGCCUAGAGUAAAUUUCUAUGAUCUAUUUCACAAAGUAUGCGAUGGAGUGUGUCGCUUCGGCUUCCACGGAACGUUUUAUGAGAACGAGGCUAUUUGAAAUAGCUUUGGGAUGCUUUGAUGCGAAAAUUUUGGUUUUUCUAGUUUUAAGAGCAAAUAAAUUUUCUGAAAAUUUUCUUUUAGGAAACUCGGUUCUAAGAUAUUUUAUAUAUUAUUUUUUUGGAAUUCUUAACUACGGGUGCUACUUUACUUUUACUAAUUAUUUCGUUAUCCGAUAAAAGUAAUAAGUUUUUGUUACUUAUUACUGGCGAAAAAGUAAUGAAUCUUGUUGUUUUAUUACUUAUUACUUCAUUAUGUAAUAAUUUUUCAUUAUUUCACCUAUUAAUUUUCAUUAAACCUCUCCCGUAAUAGAAGCCCCCCCUCCCCUCAUUAGAAGCCCCACUUUGAGGGGUCGAUGUGAAAAAUGUAUUAGAAGCCGCGCUCAUUUGAAAAAAGUUUUGAAAUUUUCGGAAAGUUUUAUUAGUAUUUCUAAAAUAAAACUGUCAAAUUUUCAGGAUUUUAAGGUAAAAGCUCGUUUAAAGUUUACAUACCAGCAUGGGAAUCUCAAAAUCCUCUUAAAAUCCCUUCGAAAAGCUCUGCAAAACUCUGGAAAACCCUAAAAGUUGUUAUAAAAUUUUGUACGAGAAACCCUUGAAAAAUAGUGGGACCUAUUAGAAGACCCACCUCCGUAAAAAUUUUGAACGAUUGGGCAGUUUAGAAGCCCCCGGGGCUUUUAUUACGGGGAGAUCUACUUUUCUUCUUAUUAGUGAUAAGUAAAGUAACGAAAGAUUAUUACUCGGAAAAAGUAAUAAGUAAUAAGGGUCAUCCAUCCGUUCUCAAUUAUUUGCUCAGUUACGCCAAGAAAGGACUCAAAAUUGAUGCACAAGAUGAUCAAGGUCGAACAGCGUUGCAUCAUGCAGUGAUGCAAGAGAAUCUUAGCAAUGUCAAACUACUACUUCAGCAUGAUGCACGAGUUGACAAAUUAGACAUACAAAAAGCGACAGCACUGCAUUACGCGUGUCGUUUCAAUGAAUCGCCGGAUAUUACUGAGUUACUUCUGGCCGCAAACCUAAGAAAGUCCGAUGUGGGUUCAUAUUUAACAAUACAAAACAUGGUUUUUGAAAGGAAUCAGAUAUGGUCGGCGUCGGCGGCGGAUAAGUUUCCGCUGACUAAACAAGCCGCCCGUAUUUUUGCACAUUAUCCACGAAUCCCUACAAAUGAUCGCGGUUUGACGCCGCUGCAUGUUGCUUGUCUGUAUGACUGCGAUGGUAUUGUCGAAGAUCUCAUACACAACGAAAUUCAACAGCAAGCCGUCGAGAGGCGUGAAAUACAGCAGAACUUCACUCCGAUUCUAGUUGCUGCAAAUAAAAAUCAUCCUCGAUGUGUCGUCAUUCUAUUUGACUAUCUAGUUCGUCAUCAAUUAGGCGUCGCUCAAGACGCGUUCAUCGAAACAUUAACAAAUCGAAAUAUUUUUCAUAUUUGUGCAGAGUAUUCACGACUAGAAGUGCUGCAGGCAUUGAUUGCCGCGGUUAAUAAAGUCGAUAAUGAACACGUGAUCAAGCUCAUGCACGAAAAACUGCUCAUGAGUGGCACAGCCGACACAGGUGAAACACCACUACACAUUGCAGCUAAAAUCGGAAAUCCUAAGAUAUGCGAAGAAUUAAUCAAAUUAGAAGCAAUUUGUACUAAAAAAAUUGAGAACAAGUACAAUGUGGGGAUCGACAAACAGAGUUAUAUCUUCCAUUUUCUCUCAUCGGUUGCACGUGUUACGGAUCGAGCUUCGGAUACAGUACGAAAUAUGAUAAUGAAAAAAAAUCAUCAAGAACGAUCAUCGAUACAUCAAGCCGUUCAAUAUGGACGACAAGACGUGGUUAAAUACUUUCUUACUAUGAAAAAUAUGAAUCUUAUUGAUCGUGGAAAAGUAAUAAAAGAUGUUGAUAGUGGCAUGAAAACAUCGUUGCAUCUUGCAGCAGAAAAAGGUUACGCUGAAAUAGUCACUCUAUUGCUCGAAUGUAACGCUGAUAUUAACGCUCGCGACGUCAAUGAUUCAACGGCUUUACAUUGUGCAGCCACACUGGUAGCGUCAAAAGCCGACAAAAAAGAGGAGGAGGAGGAACAGGAAACUGUCGAUGAUGAUGAUAAAAAGUUGUUGAAAGAUUCAUCCGUUCAAGUUUUGCUCACAUUAAUAAAGUACAAAGCCAAUUUGUUCGCUUGUGAUGGUUUUGGUCGCAACUGUCUGGAAGUGGCUAUUAUAUCAAAGAACACCUGUUUUGUUCGUGCAUUAUUACUCAAAGAACACGAUGGUAUUUGGCGUCAAUUGAUGAGAAAUGCCCAGUUUCAUGCGCCCAAUUUCAAAAAGGUCUGUACACCCAUGAGAAAAUUUGUCCGUUUCAUGCCCGAAUUGACGCACAAAGUAUUGGACAAAUUCCUACGCGAUAUUGGUGAUGAAAAUCAACGAAGACGAAUGAUAUGCGAUUUUGAAUUUCUAGAAGAUGAAUGUUCUGUUAAACGAUGGCAACGUGGUAAGCCUUCAGAAGAGUAUGCGAGUUGCGCUAUAUGCGUUUUUCGUCUUCUAGGAGGAAAUAGAGCCGAAACAGAAGAAAAACAGGAGGACGAAUACGAGCAACAAGAAGAUCAAAAUCGCCGCUCUGUCCUAGGUGGUUUUCUCUCGCAGUUUCGUGGUCGCUAUCGAGACGACAACAAUAUCAAACAGGCUUACACACGCGAUCCGCAUGAACUCGUGAAUAAUCAGGUAUUAUCGGUCAUCACCCAAUGUGCAAAGUCGUAUGACAUUGUCAGAGAUCAUAGCCGGAUUAUUCAACACUGUCGGCUCCUACAACACCCGGUCUGUAAAUUGUUAAUUUAUGCAAAACUGCAACGGUUUAGUCUCGGACUUCUUCUGGUAUCGUUGGGGUUUUAUUCAUUGUUUCUUGGUUUAUAUACGUGGGCCGUAUUAAAAACACCUCAACCUCAUUGGCUCUACGCGGUGGUUGGAUCUCAAUGGAACAACUCGUGCGAAAAUGUCAGUAAAGCAUUAGAAUCGCAAAAGAUCUACCCGAAAGAUCGGGCUGAUAAUAGUUUGAAAUAUUUUCUAUACGUGCUGCUGUGGAUUCACGUCAUCAAAGGGCUGAUGUUGAUCAUCGGAGUCUACCGUUUUAAAACAAAGGUUCUAUUCUAUAUGGAAGUAAUGGCGUUAUUGCUCAGUUUUAUCUAUCUCUACGAUGAACCGUGGCAAAAUUCGGUUCAAUUAAAAUGCCCGGCGCAGUUUCAAAUUGGCGCGUUCGCUCUUUUCCUCGGCUGGUUAACUCUUUUGGCUUAUCUUCGAUCGGUACCCAUAUUUGGCAUAUUCGUUGUGAUGCUAGAGGUUAUUGUUCAAAAAUUUCUGUGGUUUUUCCCGAUGCUAGUUAUCUUGAUAAAGCCUUGGCCCUACCCUACCUUGCAGAGUGAUUUUCGAAGAAUAGCCUGA
Molecule: messenger RNA, 3748 nt
Organism: Didymodactylos carnosus
Lineage: Eukaryota; Metazoa; Rotifera; Eurotatoria; Philodinida; Philodinidae
Source: the annotation of a GenBank genome assembly